Neurospora tetraspora is the source of this 4432-nucleotide messenger RNA. RefSeq names its product protein transport protein sec-31. Gene Ontology annotation, molecular function: structural molecule activity; protein binding. The coding region runs from base 408 to 4181 and encodes 1257 amino acids. NCBI's taxonomy places the organism in Eukaryota, Fungi, Ascomycota, Sordariomycetes, Sordariales, Sordariaceae. The transcript has 3 exons. Gene Ontology annotation, cellular component: endoplasmic reticulum exit site; COPII vesicle coat. Gene Ontology annotation, biological process: COPII-coated vesicle cargo loading; endoplasmic reticulum to Golgi vesicle-mediated transport; endoplasmic reticulum organization. The record is from RefSeq and is a predicted model, not a curated record.
CAGCAGUUGUUAUCCGCAAUCUGGCAACACCAAUUCCACUUCAGCUCACUGCCCUGAAUGCCUCCAACAACACGACAGCACUCCUGAACCUCUCGCGACUUCGAUUCCAUCCGUAUCACACCCUUCCGACAGACCGACACGACACCGACCACAGACAGCCUCGAUCGCGGAGGGGCUUUCGUCGUCCUGUCUUAUUACUUCUUUUCAUGUCCAAUUGCACGAUUUGACGACUUAGAGCUCUAAUACCACCCACCUUAAUUAAUCAACGCCACCCGCACUCCCACCCUUCGACAAGGCGGCCAGCUUCAGCUUCCCCUGACUUCCCCUCUUCCGCCCACCGAUUCACACCGCCCGCGCAGCCGCAUCACCGCCCGCGGCCGACGUUCACAGACAAGAAUAUAAACAUCAUGGUCCGGUUGAGAGAGAUCCCCCGGACUGCGGCCUUCGCCUGGUCGCCCCGCGCAACCGCCCUUCUCGUAACGGGUACACGUUCAGGCGCCGUCGAUGCCGACUUCUCAGACGAGAGCAAGCUGGAGCUAUGGGAUUUAAACUUGGACAGCCAGGAACAGGGCCUGGAGCUCCAGCCCCUAGCUAGCAUUACCACAGAAUCCAGGUUCUACGACAUCGCAUGGGGCCAGCCCAGUGACGAACAUCCCUCUGGAAUUAUUGCCGGCGCCAUGGAAAACGGCUCGUUGGAUCUAUGGGACGCCUUGAAGCUGAUCGCUGGUGACGAGGACGCCCUCAUCUCGCGCACCACCAAGCACACAGGGCCCAUCAAGGCCCUACAGUUCAACCCUCUGAGACCCCAGGUGCUCGCUACUGCCGGCGCCAAGGGUGAGCUGUUCGUCUGGGAUGUUAACGACACCUCCGCUCCCUUCCGUCUCGGCACCGCUGCCGCCCACGAUAUCGACUGUUUGGCCUGGAAUCCCAAGGUCGCCAACAUUCUGGCCACUGGUGGUGCAGGAGGCUUUGUGACCGUAUGGGAUCUCAAGACCAAGAAGGCAUCUCUUACCUUGAACAACCACCGCAAGACUGUCAGCGCCAUUGCUUGGGACCCAGAGAACUCGACUAAGCUCUUGACGGCUACAUCCGAUGAUACCGCUCCCGUCAUCCUGCUCUGGAACCUCCGCAACUCCCAGGCGCCAGAGAAGACUCUCCAAGGUCACGAUCAGGGUGUUCUGUCGCUUUCGUGGUGCCAGCAGGAUUCAGGAUUGCUUCUUUCUUGCGGCAAGGACAACCGGACCCUCAUUUGGAACCCUCAGACUGGAGAGCGUUAUGGUGAGUUCCCUGAGGCUACCAACUGGACUUUCUCCACACGCUUCAACCCCGCCAACCCGAAUCUGUCGGCCACAGCAUCCUUUGACGGCAAGAUCGCUAUCCAGACCCUUCAGAACACGAACCCCUCGGCGGCUCCCGCGGCCCAGAACAACCUUUCUGACGAUGACUUCUUCUCAAAGGCCGCGUCCCAGCCGCAGGCGGCUUCCUUCUCUCUGCCCCGGGCACCCGCCUGGCUUGAACGCCCCGUUGGUGUUUCCUUCGGCUUCGGUGGCAAGCUUGUUUUCUUUAACAAGGUGGAGACAGCUGCUGGCCAGAAGAGGUCUUCCAAGUUGCAGAUCUCUUCUUUCUCCAUCGAUUCCGACAUUGGCUCCGCGACCGAGAAGUUCGAGCAAGCCAUCCAAAGCGGCGACAUUGCGAGCAUUUGCGAAGAGCACAUCGAGAGCGCCAAGACCGACGAGGAGAAGGCCGAGUGGCAGGUUAUGCAGACCCUCAGUGAGUCCGAUGGGCGGACCAAGAUCAUUGAGCGUCUUGGUUUCACCAAGGAUGAGCCGGUUGAGGAAGCUAAGGAGGCUGAGUCGCCCAAGUCUCCUGAGCCGAAGCAGGAGGACUCUGCAACUCUUAAGCCUAACGGCCAGGGAGAUGGCAAGAAGCAUAGGCGUGUUGUAAGCAUGUGGGGAGACGGCGACGAUGGCGAGGAUUUCCUGUCGGAGAUCGCCGCUACCAAGGGAGCCAAGACCGACAACCCCUUCAACCUUCUGAGCGUGGGCAACACCCACCUGGAGGAUCAGAUCACCAGGGCCCUGAUCUUGGGCAAGUUUGAGAAGGCGGUAGAGAUCUGCUUGAAGGAGGAACGAUGGUCGGAUGCCUUCCUGAUCGCCAACUGUGGCAGCAAGGAGCUUAUGGAGAAGGUUCAGACUGCUUAUCUUCAGCAGAAGAGGGGCAGCCCCAGCUAUCUGCGACUCAUCAGCUCUGUUGUAGCCAAGAACCUGUGGGAUAUUGCCUACAAUGCGGAUCUUGCUGACUGGAAGGAGACCAUGGUCACCCUUUGUACCUAUGCUGAUCCUUCCGAGUUCCCCGACCUCUGCGAGGCCCUGGGUGACCGCAUCUUCGAGUCUGGUAACAGGAAGGAUGCCUCUUUCUGCUACCUGAUCGGCUCGAAGCUGGAGAAGGUCGUCGGUAUCUGGGUGGACGAGCUUCAGGAGACUGAGCAAGCUGCCUUGAAGGAGGAGACCGGUGAUUCUACCUUCUCGGUCCAUGCCAAGUCCCUUCAGCAGUUCAUCGAGAAGGUGACCAUCUUCCGCCAUGCCACCAAGUUCAAUGAUAGCGAGAAGAACCUCACCGAGGGAUGGAAGCUGGCUGCUCUGUACGAUAAGUACCUCGAGUAUGCUGACAUUGCGGCUGCUCAUGGCCAGUUGUCGGUUGCCCAGAAGUAUCUCGAUCUUCUGCCCACCAGCUACCCUCCUGCAGAGACAGCCCGCAACCGUGUUAAGCUUGCUACUCAGAAGGCUGGUGCUCAGACUGCCGCUCGGCAAGCCACCCCCGCUGCUCGCACCACCACUACCACCACCUCCCGUACCGCCGCUCCGGUCGGGUAUCAGCAGCCCGGCUUGGUUCCUGCUCCGGUCAACCCCAGCCCUCUGAACCCCUACGCCCCGCAAGCACCGGCGCCGGUAAGCGCUGCGGCCGGCAACCCUUACGCUCCUCCUAUCGCUCCUGCUCCUGCUACCACUUCCCAGUACGGAGCCUCGUCGUCUACAUACGCGCCUCCCCAGCAGAACCAGGGCUAUGCCCCGUCAGGAUACACACCACCCACUCAAAGCUAUGCUCCUACUCCCGUCACUGGGUAUGGCGUUCCCGCUCAAAACUUUGGGCAGCCUAGCCCACUUGGUGGUCCGCCCAAGACCAACGCGCCUCCGGUUCAGCUCAAGAGAGACGGUGUCUGGAAUGACGUGCCUAUGGUGACAAAGGCUCCUCCUCGUAGGAACACGCCGAGCGUUGCCCCCAUCACUUCUCCUUUCCCUGGCCAACCCGGCAUUGCAUCUCCACCACCAACUGGCCCCUUCCAGCAGGGUGCGCCUACGCCGCCCCCGCCCCCGAAGGGUUCCGCGCCUCCGAGAAAUGUCGGCGCGCCACCAACCGGCCCUCCUAGACCUUCUUCGGUUUCAAGCAACGCUACUAACCCCUAUGCUCCCCCACCGCCUGCCGCCGGUCUGCAGCCCACAUAUGGAGCCCCGCCCGCUCCCCGGACGGCUUCUCCAUACAACCCUCCCCCCUCCGCCGCCGCGCCCCCAACCAACCGGUACGCCCCUGCUCCUGCCACGCAGCAGUACACCCAGGGACCGCCAUCCGGUCCUGGGAUAGCUCCUCCUCCGGCGUCUGGCGCCUACACCCCCGCCCCUCCAGCAGCGUCUCAGCAAUAUGCCGUCCCGCCACCUCCCCGGGCAGGCUUCUCUGCACCUCCCCCGGCGUCUAGGCCCCCCGGUGGCGGUCCUCCCCAGCAACAGGUCCCUCCUCCCGCUGCCGCCGCCCCUCCAGCUGCGCCUCCCAAGGCCAGAUACCCUCCUGGUGACCGUUCCAACAUUCCCGAGCAUGCCAAGGAGCUCGUCGACAUUUUGAGCAAGGACAUGCAGCGCGUGGCCUCCAAGGCCCCCGCCUCCUUCGCUCCCCAAGUCAAGGACGUCCAGAAGCGUCUCAACAUUCUCUUCGACCACCUGAACAACGAGGAGCUGAUCAAGACGGAGACCAUUGACCAGCUGGCUCAGUUGGCCGGCGCUUUGGCGGAGAAGAACUAUGAUAUUGCGUCCAAGAUCCAGGUGGAGAUUUCCAAGGAGAAGACGGAGGAGUGUGGUCAGUGGAUGGUCGGCGUCAAGCGUCUGAUUAGCAUGAGCAAGGUCACUCCUUAGAAGGAUUAUGGGUCCAAGCCCGACAAGUCGUCUAGUUCUAGUUCUACAGAUUUAGUUGAUCAGUAUAAAAUCAUUUUUCCAGAACGGCGGCGGCGGCGGAAGAAGAGGGCGAGUAAGUUGUAAAGAGUAGGUUAUGCUCAAGCGGUGUCAUGUGUCGUUAUCAUUAUCCGAAGUGGAAGCGAAAGAGGGAGACAGAAAGGUAGCCCAAAUUAGCGUUGUGAAAAAAAAGAAGAGCUUAGAUUGUUUCCUGA